GCGGCCACGCCCCUCCCCGGUUGCCUGGCGAAGCCUGAGGCCUGGCCGGGGCCUGCUCGCCCGUCGCCGCGAUGCCGCACGGCUUCAAAGCCGGAGACUUGGUGUUCGCCAAGAUGAAAGGCUACCCGCACUGGCCGGCCCGGAUCGACGACAUCAUUGAUGGGGCCGUGAAGCCUCCUCCUAACAAGUACCCUAUAUUCUUUUUCGGAACCCACGAGACGGCGUUUUUGGGGCCCAAGGACCUCUUCCCUUACGAGAAGUACAAGGACAAAUACGGGAAGCCCAACAAACGGAAAGGUUUCAAUGAAGGAUUGUGGGAAAUCCAGAACAACCCUCACGCCAGCUACAGUGCGCCUCCGCCACCGAGCUCCUCAGACAGCGAAGUUGGGGACAUCGACCCCGUCGGAGGCGGGGGAGGAGGAAGCGACGUCCCUGGAGAGGAAGGCCCGACCCCAACCGCAGGUGCCGGCGGAGCAGGGAUGACGGUGGAGAAAGCGGAGAGCGAAGAGUCGGACAAAGGAAGCGAUCACAGCAGCAUGAAAAGGAAAUCGUUAGCCGCGAAAAUGCCGGUCGCGAAACGACCCAGGAAAUCUUCAAGUGACCUUGAGCAAGCCAGCCCCUCUGCGACGGAGGAGGAAAACUCAGAAAGCUCUUCUGAAUCGGAGAAAUACAGUGACCAGGACUUCACUCCAGAGAAAAAAACACCUGCCAGAGCUACACGACGGGCACCUGCCGGAGGGUGGAAGAAAAAGCAGAAAAUCGAAUCGGCCUCCGACUCGGAGAGCAAGGCAGACUCCGAGGAGGAGGAGGAAGAGGAGGAGGAGGAGGAGGACAACAACCGCGAGGGCAACCGGCCACUCACUCCCAAGUCCGAGUCUGACUCCAACUCAGAUGAAUCCGUCAAGAAGCCCCCCCGCGGCAGGAAGCCAGCUGCAGAAAAGCCGCCUCCCAAGCCCCGGGGCCGGAAACCUAAACUCGAGCGACUUCCCAGCACCUCCAGCAGCGACAGCGACAGCGACGUGGAUCGCAUCAGCGAGUGGAAACGGCGGGACGAGGAGCGCCGGCGAGAACUGGAGGAGAAGCGGAAGCGCGAGCAGGAGCAGGAGCUGCGCCGGUUGCGGGAACAGGAGCGGGAGGAGAAGGAGCGGAAGCGGGAGAAAGCCGAGAAGGAGGCGGAGGGCGCGGAGAGCGACAGCAGCGCGGACAGCGAAACCCCCAGGAGGAGCAAGAAGGGGCAGCUUAAGGCAGCCCCCUCUUCUUCGGACUCGGAGGCAGAGAAAGAGGUGAAAAAGAAAAGGCAGCCAUCCACAGACCAUUUGAAGAAAUCAAGCCAAAAGGAGAAACGAGGCCACGGGGAUGAGAAGGCACGGAACAGGUCUCUAAAAUCCGAACGAGGCAGGAAAAAGCCUGAUCUGCCGGAAAGAAAAGUGGAGAAGAAAAAAGAGCCAACAGUGGAAGAGAAGCUCCAAAAAUUGCACAGCGAGAUCAAGUUUGCCCUCAAAGUGGACAAUCCGGACAUCAAGAGGUGUUUGAGUGCGUUAGAAGAGCUGGGCAGCUUGCAAGUCACUUCACAGAUCCUGCAGAAGCACACCGACGUGGUGGCUACGCUGAAAAAGAUUCGACGUUACAAAGCGAACAAGGAUGUGAUGGGGAAAGCCGCCGAAGUCUACACGUGCCUGAAAUCUCGCGUCCUGGGCCCAAAAACUGGGCCCAACCAGAAGGUGCACAGAGCUGAGGUGGAGAAGGAGAAGGAGGAAGGGGACAAAGAGAAGGAGAAAUUGCCAGCGGGAGAAACGGAGAACGAGCAGAGAGAGGAGGAGGAGGAGAACGCUGAUCUCCCGGCGCCUGUGAACGGGGAAUCAGCCAGCCAGAAAGGUGAAGCGGGGACGGAGGAUAAAGGCCAAGGGGAAGACUGGACUUCGGGAGAUGGCAAGAGGGGGACGUCGCCCGAGGACACCCACAACAAAGCGCAAGACUAUCCCGAGACAGACCAGGCGGGGACGGAGCGAAGCGCAGUCCAGCCCGAGUCGGACUCGGCGGAUGAAGACGACGAGAGUUGAAAGCGGCCGAAAGGGGCCCCUCCACCCACCCCCCCCCCCCCCCCCCCCCCCCAGGGAAAUGGGCGCCUUCCCCCCCCCCCGGAUUGUUGCGAUGCCCGGCGUUUCCGUGAUGCUUCUCAAAAGCCGCGCAGUAGAUGGCGUUCUAGGUCAUGUCCUUCCUGAGAACUCUUCCCCCCACCCCUC
Messenger RNA from Pseudonaja textilis, 2243 nucleotides. RefSeq names its product HDGF like 2 (gene HDGFL2). NCBI's taxonomy places the organism in Eukaryota, Metazoa, Chordata, Lepidosauria, Squamata, Elapidae. The record is from RefSeq and is a predicted model, not a curated record. Gene Ontology annotation, molecular function: histone H3K27me3 reader activity; histone H3K9me2/3 reader activity.